CGAUUAUUAGACCUAGACCGGAGGGGCCGAGCGGGCUGUAAAGUGCAUGUCGUGAUCGUGAUCAGAACUUUUAGGUGCAGGGUUCUAAGUUCUUCCGGUAUACCCAUUGUUUCCCAGCGCCCGCUAAUAUGCCAGCGGUAUCGAUUGAACCUUAUAUGUCUCCCGUCGCGCUCUCGAUUGGUCUGACAAACCACCGGAACAUAUCUCUACGUUUUAUGGUCCUUCUUGGCUUUUGCGUUUAUAUAUCUGGUUAUCUAAGAAAAGACGCGGCCGAGGAAAGGAAAGGUACUUUUCCCGCUAUCUCCAGUGGUUUUCAUGGCGUACUAUACGGUACGCUGUUCGUUGUGGAAACGUACAUCACCUUUGGGUCUCCAUCUAUUAUUGUUCUUUGAACCGUUUCCAGCACAUUCUUUUUAAAUAUCCAUUAGUUCCUGGACAAGACAAAUCGGACUGGUAGUACCUUGCAGCUUCUUAACGGUUUGUGCCCGUUGAGCACCUUCUUGUUGGAGUUUCAAUUGUCGCGCAUCACAGCGUGGCUGACGUCGGGAUCAUCGGUUGUCAGGGUCAGUCAGUCAAGGACUUGUUUAUUACAUCCUGUUACUUCUAUUAGUGUACAUGGCGAGUAGAUAAAUAGGUAGAUGAACGACGACAACCCUCGC
Desarmillaria tabescens is the source of this 659-nucleotide messenger RNA. RefSeq lists its product as uncharacterized. The record is from RefSeq and is a predicted model, not a curated record. Lineage: Eukaryota; Fungi; Basidiomycota; Agaricomycetes; Agaricales; Physalacriaceae. The transcript has 3 exons. Bases 129 to 392 code for a protein of 87 amino acids.